AUGGUGCCUGCCGGAUCUUCUUUCUUAGCUUUCUUGGGUGGCAAGUACUUGAACACCCAGGAAACGAAAACCCCUCCAGAUUCAAGAAAUAGGUUUUUUUGUACAUACUGCUGCAAAGGGUUCAAAUCGAACAAGGCCUUGGCCGGCCAUCUUCGAAUCCAUAGUCAGCAUCCUCCCAUGUCAAAAACUGAAGGGAAACACUUUCAAGAAGGCGAUGACGACGACAGUUUCUUCGGGUGUUUUGAUUGCGAUGCAAGUUUCUCGUCAAUGAAGUUGCUAUGCCAGCAUAUGAGACUCCACCGUGACACCGAUUCCAAUGGUGUUCACCAGCCUGCAAUGCCUGAAGAAAGCAAUUCUUUAAGUGAAGCUGCGACCACUUUCAAACAAGGGACAGGGAGUACGGUCUCUCCAAGGGAUGAUCACCACAACAUAGAUUUGCUGAAAGACAUUAAUGACAACUGGUCUCGAACCGAGAAAAGAGGGUCGAAGAGAACUGCUAGUGAGCACGAUAUAGUUUACGAUGCCGAGCCCUUCAGGGUCUAUUACGGACGGAUGAAGACUAAAGAGACCUCAAUGGAAUCUGAAUUGGGAGCCGCUGAUAAUGAGAGUACAGUGGAGCUAUCAGGCAAUCCUGUUAAAACUCGCGAUAGUCCUAACAAGUCCAAGUCCAGGUCCUGCCGUGGAAGAAGGUCAGUGAAGAAGACUAAGGCGGUGAAAAGUGUGCACCGAUGUGAGAUAUGCGACAAGACAUACGAAACGGGUCAGGCACUUGGCGGCCACAAAAGCUAUCAUCGGGUGAAGGAUCCAUUGAAGCAGCGAAAAACCGAACAACAAUCGUGCGGUGAGGUUAAGAUGGUGACCGGAAUGGUAUUGCCAGGGUUAGCGCCCGAAGAAGACGAUAAAAAUCCUUCUAAGAGGAUGCUGGAUUUUGAUUUUAAUAUCCCGUAUGAAGAAUAA
This is a messenger RNA of Gossypium arboreum, 957 nucleotides long. RefSeq names its product zinc finger protein ZAT1-like. The transcript has a single exon. Lineage: Eukaryota; Viridiplantae; Streptophyta; Magnoliopsida; Malvales; Malvaceae. The record is from RefSeq and is a predicted model, not a curated record. The coding region runs from base 1 to 957 and encodes 318 amino acids. Gene Ontology annotation, molecular function: DNA-binding transcription factor activity.